CGGGAGACGCGUUGGCAAUUUCCUAAACACGGGCUCAGCCAGCUAGAUAGACCCGCUGUCUGAGGCCGGUGUUGGUGUGUGGUUGGAUAUAACUGAGUCCGGAGGCGACCUGCUGAAACAGAAAGAGUCGGACACGGAUUUGACAUGCCAAGGCUGCCCUGCCAUGGACACAGAGAUGAUUCCCAAGUUUUCUUCAAAUGAUGAGGAAAUCGAUUACUGGAAGUCUUUAGCCCUCAAAUAUAAGAAAAGCUACCAUGAUGCCCAGGAGGAGCUGCAGGAGUUUCAGGAAGGGAGUCGGGAGCUGGAGGCUGAGUUAGAGACGCAGCUCGGCCAGGCCGAACAUCGGCUCCGAGAUCUGCAAGCUGAGAACCAGAGACUGAAGAAUGAGGUGGACAAUCUCAAGGAGAAGCUGGAGCAGCAGUAUGCCCAGAGUUAUAAGCAGAUCUCUGUGCUAGAGGAUGACUUGGGCCAGACACGCAGCAUCAAGGAGCAGCUCCAUAAAUACGUCCGGGAGCUUGAGCAGGCCAACGACGACCUGGAAAGAGCCAAGAGAGCAACAAUCGUGUCUCUGGAGGACUUUGAGGGCCGGUUGAACCAAGCCAUUGAGAGAAAUGCCUUUCUGGAGAGUGAGCUGGAUGAGAAGGAGUCUCUUUUGGUAUCUGUGCAGCGGCUUAAGGAUGAAGCACGAGACUUGAGGCAGGAGCUGGCAGUACGGGAGAGGACUACAGACAGGAUGUCAGCACCCAGCUCACCCACUUUAGACACUGAUAAGAUGGACUCAGCGGUACAGGCCUCUUUAUCCCUCCCAGCCACACCUGUUGGGAAGAGCAUAGAACAUCCUUUCAUCAGCCCAAAAGCUUUGACCAAUGGCUGUGGCAGCUCUUCCCUUACUCCCUCUGCUAGAAUCUCUGCUCUUAACAUUGUUGGUGACCUCCUCAGGAAGGUUGGGGCUUUGGAGUCCAAGCUAGCUGCCUGUAGGAACUUUGCCAAAGACCAGGCAGCAAGAAAAAACUACUCUGCAGCCAACGGCACUCUCAUUAACAGCAAUGCCACCAAGUUCUCCCACUCACUACACACCACUUACUUUGACAAAACGACUGUUAACGGACUGGACCCCAGCUCCUUGACCUCCAUGGCAUCAUCCAGAGCAGUGUCUCCACCAGGCAUGCUGCCUCUCAGUGUGUGAGGUGUCUAGACACCACACACACCUCUGCAGAAACUCCUAUCCACCCAACAGAAUUAGGGAACAGAGAGGACACUUGAAAGACCAUUACAUUGUGUGUGUGAGUGUGUGUGUUGGUGCACGUGUGUUUGAGAGGGAGAGUAUUUUGUGUGUUUGCCUGUUUGAGAGAGUGCGUUUUUGAAUUUGAUAUGUGGGAGAGAGAGAGAGAGACUUGACUAUACAAUAAACAUGCCUCACUAAUUUGCAGCUCUGAAUGCAUCUAUGAGUAGGUGCACAGUAACGUGCAAACACACCUACCGCAUACAGGCAUGUGCCUAAGCUGUAAUGUACUAUGCUUGUGUGAAUGUCAAUGCAAAUGUGUUGCUCUCUAGACCUCUACUCUGAAGUGGUACAAAUACAGUCAUAGUCCCACUUAGAUCAACUGAAAACUACUAUAGCUGACAAAAGGUCGUGAAUUGACCACAGCGUCCUCUUAAACUUCCCUCUCUUAUGCUUUCACUUUAAUUGCACAGUUAUGCUAAUUUAUCUUUAGAAUGUAUUGUAUUUAAAAAAGGGAUAUGUUCAAAGUGACUAACUUAUCUCACUGUAUGCUUUAAGAUGCAAUUUUUUUUCUCCCUUUUGCUUGUUUUCUUGCACGUGUGUAUAUGUAUUGUGGGGUUUGAGAGCUAUGGAUUUAAUCCAUAUCCGCAAGAAUGACUGAAGUGAAUGUUGACCGUUCAAAGCCAUGUAGCCAUAGUACAGCCAUUCCUGUUGUGACUGGCUCCUAGUUGUAAUUAAGCUGGAAGGAGUCUCGUGUUGAAGCUCUGAAAUAUCAGCUGGUUCUGUCUUCUCAUAAAUUAAUGAUUGGGUUAAACCUGCACUUAAACAAACUGGUCCUCACAGGUUUUGCUUCAGUCAAGUGUUCUCCUCUACAGAUGUCCGUUGACACUUCGAGGAACAGGUUUGCCUUUUUAAAUGUUAAACGUAUCGUUUUUUUUUUUUUUUUUUGUGACAGGCUCACUUACCUCAUUGUGAUAUGUAAUUAUUGACUGAAGAUUAGUCACAAGAGCACAUAAACGUGGCUCUAUUAAUCUCCAAUCCACACAGAAGAACAGUUAGUAAACCAAACGGGAAACUGUUAAAAGAUCCUUUUCCUGGGAGACUGCUUUGGCUACUGUAUGUGAGUUUAUGGUGCACCCUGCCAUUGUGUCAUGCAGCACAUUUGCUGAUUCAUUGUUAUUAUUUGAACCUCAGUUUGAUUUGAUGUGCCUCUUGGUUUUUUGGUGGACGUGAUAUUGAUACUGCAUUCAUUUUACAUCCCAGAACUGCGUUUGAAUCCAUUUGGCUGUCAUGUUGCUCCUUGUCAUGGAUCUUUAAUUCCUUAGUGUUGCCCUCUUGCCAUUUUUGGAAGCAUCAUUUGGAGUUUUUAGUCCAGCAUUCAAGGUUAUUUCAUAUUACAGGAUGUCAUUUUGGGCACUACAUGAGCCUGUUGCUAAAGUAUGUUCUACAGUCAGUUUAUAUUGGUUUCAAAGGUUGUAACUUUACCUACCACGUUUGUAGAUACUGACAUUUGGCAUUAAGGUCCUAUUUAUUUGAGAUUCAGUAUGGCAUGCGUUAAUGAGUUUUACUAUAUUGUACAAUGGUUAAACUCGUAUUAUGAUGUAAAAUUAUUUGUUAAAUUUGUUUAAGCUAAUAAAGAUGAAGAGGAAAUAAAUUA
This is a messenger RNA of Myripristis murdjan (pinecone soldierfish), 2879 nucleotides long. It is a transcript of the gene ndel1b, whose product is annotated as nudE neurodevelopment protein 1-like 1b. Gene Ontology annotation, molecular function: microtubule binding. The record is from RefSeq and is a predicted model, not a curated record. The transcript has 9 exons. Gene Ontology annotation, biological process: regulation of neuron projection development; establishment of mitotic spindle orientation; centrosome localization. The coding region runs from base 164 to 1186 and encodes 340 amino acids. NCBI's taxonomy places the organism in Eukaryota, Metazoa, Chordata, Actinopteri, Holocentriformes, Holocentridae. Gene Ontology annotation, cellular component: kinesin complex; centrosome; kinetochore.